Messenger RNA from Soboliphyme baturini, 1830 nucleotides. NCBI's taxonomy places the organism in Eukaryota, Metazoa, Nematoda, Enoplea, Dioctophymatida, Soboliphymatidae. The record is from the annotation of a GenBank genome assembly.
AUGAGCGCUGACGACAUCAAGUACGACUGCACGGUCGACGAGCUGGUGCAGCUGAUGGAAUGCCGUGGACUCGACAGCGUUUCAGAACUUCGAGGCAAAUACGGAGGUCCAGCUCAGCUGUGCGACCGUCUGAAAACGUCGUACAACCAAGGAUUAUGCGACGAAAAAGACAUCGACGCUCGACGUAUUUAUUUUGGCUCCAACUUCAUACCGGCAAAGCCACCCAAAACGUUUUUGCAACUAGCUUUCGAGGCCAUGCAGGACACCACGUUGAUGGUGUUGAUCGUAGCAGCGGUCAUUUCCUUGGGCCUGUCGUUUUACCCGAAAAGCAGUCAACCAAAUGGAAAUCCUAGCGACCAGAAGGCAGAGUGGAUCGAAGCGGUGGCCAUCUUCAUGGCGAUCGUCGUCGUGGUUCUCGUGACGGCCGGCAACAAUUACAGCAAAGAGAAGCAGUUCAGGGGACUGCAAUCUACAAUCGAGCAGGAGCAGAAGUUUACCGUACUCCGGAAAGGGAAACCUGAACAGAUCCUGGUCAGCGAUAUUGUCGUUGGAGACAUUUGUCUGGUGAAGUACGGCGACCUGAUUCCUGCUGAUGGGAUCAUUAUCCAAUGCAACGAUUUGAAGAUUGACGAAUCAGCUCUUACCGGAGAGUCUGACCUCAUAAGAAAGGGUCAAGACAAAGAUAUUCUUGUCCUGGCAGGCACCCACGUUAUGGAAGGCAGCGGGAAGGUUGUUGUCACCGCUGUCGGGAUCAACUCCCAGAGCGGCAUAAUCAUGAAGUUGCUCGGCGUUGCCAAGAUCGCAGAGGAAGACAAGAAGAAAGGUAAGAAAAAGUCCACGCGCGCCGAAGGAACCGAAUUGGAAAGUGGCUUGGUGACCAAUCACACCAAUGAAAACCUGGAAAAAUUGAAGAAAGUCAAAGACUCAGCAGAAGUCGGCAAAAAGGAAAAGUCUGUGCUCCAAGCAAAGCUGACAAGACUGGCCAAGCAGAUAGGAUAUGCGGGUACAAUAGUUGCGGUGAUGACUGUGAUGGCGCUGGUCACUCGAUUCUGUAUUGAAGAGUUCACCAUUAAGAAACGCUCGUUUCAAGUGGAAGAUAUCCAAGUGCUCAUCCAGUACAUCAUCAUAGGUAUUACAGUGCUGGUAAUAGCAGUACCCGAAGGACUACCGCUCGCUGUGACGCUCUCACUUGCCUACUCUGUGAAGAAAAUGAUGAGAGACAACAAUCUUGUCAGACAUCUGUAUGCAUGCGAGACGAUGGGCAAUGCGACGGCGAUCUGCUCGGAUAAAACCGGCACCCUAACGACCAAUUCGAUGACCGUUGUGCAAAGCUAUUUAGCAGGAGAGCACUACCGUACGACACCAAAGUGGACGCAGCUGCCCGAACUGAUACGCCAUAUGCUGCUGUAUUCAAUAAGCAUCAACAGUGGCUACUCAUCGCAGGUUGUCGUCCAGGCGAAGGAAAGUCAUCAGAUAAAACAACAGGGCAAUAAGACCGAGUGCGCGCUGCUGGGACUGUUAGUCGAAUUUGGCCAAAACUAUCAACAGAUCCGUGACCUGUUUCCUGAAGAAACCUUCGUCAAAGUGUACACGUUCAAUUCGGUCAGAAAGUCGAUGACGACCGUAAUAAAGAAAUCAGAUGAUCAGGGUGGAUACCGCGUAUUUUCCAAAGGCGCUUCUGAGGUGAUUCUACAGAAAUGUAAAUAUAUAUUGACCAAAGAUGGAGAGCCUCAGCUUUUGCCUCCAAAGAUGCAGAAGUACAUCAUUAAAACGGUCGUCGUGGCGAUGGCAGCGGCGGGAUUAAGAACUAUAUGCUUGGCAUACAAGUAA